CCAAAACUUUUGGAAGCAAUACGUAUCACAAGGUCAUUAAGCGGGGACAGCAAAGAAGCCAGGCACUUGGUCAGUCAACUGUGUGGUAUAUGUUUCAGACUUUCGUGUCAACUGGAGCAACAACCUUGUCAGUACCACGUUUUCACCAGCAACUCAAAAAUCUAACGAAAACUGAACGGGUCGCCACUCUACAUAAUGAAUGUUAGUUUAAGACCCGACCAUUCACUUCUCGACCCGAAUUUUGAGUCUUAUAAACUCAGUCUGCUUAAAAUACCUAUUUAUGAGGCAAGCAGUCAAAAUGGAGUUUACUGCAAACCUCUUAACGAAGUUACUUCUAAACAACAUCUCAAAGCAUACAAUAAUAUUAACUGCCUGUGUGUUAAUCCAUUUGAUACCAGCUAUGUUUACUACAUGAGUACCGAUGGGUCUUUAGUGUUGAUGAAGGUACCACAGUAUCCACAAAACUUCAACCAAGGAACCAUUGUUUUCACACUUCCUGAUUGGUGUGAACCAUCUGAUGAAAAGUUUCGUAGUGUGUCGAUCCAGUUUCCUGCGCUAUAUUAUGUAUCUUUGUAUGAUGGUUUAGGUAAUCUAUAUCUCCUAAAGCCAGAUGUUCAACAAAGAAAUGAUUUACUCAACGUUGUUAGCAGGAUCCAACCUCCUGUCCAUGAGAAAGAUAGUCAGCUAUUAGACUGUUUACUUAAUUCUGAUGACACUUCUCAUCAACUCUUUUUGGAUUGUUUAUUUGUUGGUAUUUCGAAAAAAUCUGAAGAAGAUCCCAUAUGUAGCGAUUCGACUUCAACUUAUGUGACGUAUCUUGAAUGGAUCUCUUACAGCUCACCAGAAUCCAACAUGUCUUGGUCCAUAGUGCGGCACCAGAAAUUCGUUGCAUCUUCAUUUCCUGAGUUCGCUGCCUUCGAAGGUGAUUGUUCAGCACUGCAUAUUUGCUCAGAAAGAAAAUUUCAUGCUAUUUACGACUCCUGCAAUCCAUCUGUUCAUGAAAACUACCUUAAUAAAUAUUCUGAGUCUAAACAAAUGGAUACAGAAGAUACAUGUAUUGGACAGGAUCCCGAGUUUCUCGUAACUUGGACACAAACUGACGCCGAUGAAGAUAUCAAUCCUAGUUUGCUCAAUGUCACUUUUACGCUAAAUGGUAUCACUCUCCCAUCUUCAUAUGAUUCGAAUAUUGUUUCUGUGGAAAUCAUUCCAAUCUGUGAAGAGUCAUCUAAACACCAGAUACUCCGCGCGAACCUGCACUCCUAUAAUCCAGUCACGAAAACUAAAAAAAAUAGUGAUCGCCCUAUCACACUGAUUGAUCAGAUGCUCUAUGAACCAGUAGAACCCAAUUCCUCGUGGACCUAUGAUCGAAAAAAUAACCGCAUUGAAAUACGCAUAACUAAACAGAAUUCCCAUUACUGGCCCCGUUUGUUACUCGAUCCACAUGAAAAUAAAAUAUUAACUGGAAUGCACUGCUCACAUCACACUGGUUUGGAUGACCAAAUGCGUGUACAAUCAGAUGGAAAGGCUGAUUUGACACCGAAACCGCCUUUCAAUGUUGGCCAGCUAGAAGAAGUUGAUUUCCCAAUGAGUGAAGAUGAAACUGAUCUUUUAUUACAAAGGUUCGACCAUGAAACUCUCAAGUGUACUCAUCAGGCCUAUUUAUCAGGACAUCAAUGGUUGUUCAAAAUUCGUUGUGCUACGGGGAAACCAAAUGCUACACACGCUUUCUGUAUCCGUCAUGAUGUAGAUGGGAUAGUUUGGUUACCACUAUGCCAGAAUACACUGACAGGAAGAGACCCAUGCGUAUGGAGACAUGUCUCAACUUUGCAAGCAUUUGGCUACGUUCUCGCCAGUAAACGUGAAAGUAGGUUUGUUUCUAGUCCAGUUUUAUCGGACGGAUCUCCACUAAAAUUUGUGGCAGUUGCAGACUUGACAAGGAGAAUCUACAUAUAUUGUCAGCCCCUAUCAAAUGAUUCUAAGGAUACAGAACUAAGGAAACGCACAACAGCUAACUCAUCUUCAGCAAAAAAGCAACAGAUUGUACAUGUCGCAUCACAACACGUAGUUACCCUACCAACUAAUGACCCAAUAAUUGGAUUUGUUGCUACAGACAAACCCUAUCCAUCAGUUUUGGUAUGCACACAGUCUACAUUGUACUUGUUAUCACUUGAUGGAUGAAAGCAAAUUACUUGCGUUAUCAGUUGUAUUUUUGCCAUAGUAAAUUUUACAUAAGAUUGUUAACAACGUUUCUGUUUGCAAAUCGUACGCUUUUUGUAAUUUUCGUGUAUUGAAGAAAAUUCGGUAUAUUAUGUUGCAUGUCGUAUUGGUUUUUUGUCAUUGCUUAAAUUCAAAAGC
Messenger RNA from Schistosoma intercalatum, 2355 nucleotides. The record is from the annotation of a GenBank genome assembly. NCBI's taxonomy places the organism in Eukaryota, Metazoa, Platyhelminthes, Trematoda, Strigeidida, Schistosomatidae.